Ruditapes philippinarum (Manila clam) is the source of this 2430-nucleotide messenger RNA. RefSeq lists its product as uncharacterized. Lineage: Eukaryota; Metazoa; Mollusca; Bivalvia; Venerida; Veneridae. Bases 292 to 2352 code for a protein of 686 amino acids. The transcript has 2 exons. The record is from RefSeq and is a predicted model, not a curated record.
UCCGUUUCUUUAUGGACGGGACAAUGAACGCGACAGGGUAUACCUGACUCUAUUGAUUUGCGGAGCGCGCGCAAUGGUUCCAAAAAUAAAUCAAAUAAUACGGUUGCGGGUAGAAAAUAACGCUGGGUGCAAGUUAUACAGUUAAAUAUUUUAUAAAAUUAGAUCAAAAUUAAUUAAAUUGCUUUUAAAACGUCAAAGUGGAUAUAUCAGAACAACUUUAUCAAAGAUGUGAGAACUUGGAAAAUAGAAUUUGAUAGCAAAAUAUCACAAAGAUUGAUCUUGCCGACAAAGAUGAAACAAGAGCCGACAACUAUAAUAGCUCUGAUGAGCCUCUCAGUGGCCUACUGUUGCGUUUUCCCCAAAUACCUACAACUUAUCACGUGGCAUAAAAAUAUACACAGAUCGACACGCAUUGCCAUCUACUUCCGGGAAGACAUAAUGGAGUUUCAGCAGGAAAAUACGAAACUAAACUUCAUAUCUGAUGAAUGGGAAGACAGAUGCUAUCAAAUGGUUGAUGUAAACAAAUACCUUGUUAUGCAUGAGAAUAAUACUUUUUCUUGCAUUGUGUUUGUUCAAAGAGGUGAAUCAGUUAUUCAAAUGAAGUCUUCAAUGCCAUCUGAUAAACCAUCAUCGGUUCUUUGUGAUGACAGACAAGUACAACUGGACCCAUCACUACUUGUUUCAUAUGAAAUGUCUCAGAAGGAAUUCCAAGUAUGCCCGUUUGCGGGUGGGUAUAACAUGAAAUUGAGAGAUAAAGGUGGAACCGCUCAUCCUUGUAAUUCUAUGGAACUUCCUAUGAGAUUUGAAAGUGAAUGUCAUAAAGGUGAAGGAAUUACAAUUGACUUCCGAAUUGAUCACUGCGCAGGCAAUAUUCCAAUGAGUGUAACACAAAAAGCAAUUUGUGUGACGUCAUGGCGACAAGAUGGCGAUGUUUUAACAAUUUUAAGAGCCCCAGAUACGAAUAAAUUAUGGUGUCUCCGUAUACCAGCCAGACGUUCUUUUGAUGGUAAAACAAUGAUGAUAUUAUAUAUGGACCCGACUUGUAAUGAUUAUUCAGACGCUCAGUUUUAUACCCUGGAACUAGAAUUAAUCAAUCAAAACAGUUUAUGCCUAGAUGAACAUAAUGGUUGUAGUAGACUACCGUGCUACGAUUAUUUCACAUCCCAAUGUUUGAGAUCGUGCGGACAAUGUGAUCCUAACGUAUAUCAAACGGCUUGUGAUUUUCCUAGGAAAAUACGAGGAGAAUGGCUUCUAAAUGAUGCAUAUGGAAGAAAUAGUGUUAAUAUUUCUGGAUCACAACUGCAAUAUGAUAGACUUGGAUCCUUUAGCUGCGUAACGUUUCCCGAUUCUCCAUCUUCUAGAAAGACUAAACAGUUCACGACGGUUUCUUUUUUCACUAACGGAUGUCGGCCACGAUAUACUUGCGUUGCAUUUAAACGAAUGCGCUCGAAUGUAUAUGGGUUUGCAUUAAGCCAAAGUAAAACAUGGCCCUUGGAAAAUGGUCACGCAAACGUGUGGUCAAAAAUUUGUAGCACGAACAAUUUUCAUGGUGAUCCCAAACCUAUCGGCGAUGCAUUCCGGACAUACAAUGACGUUUUUAAGCCAAUGAUAACAAAACCUAGUUCUAUCUCCGGAAUAACAUGUCCAUUAGACCAUAGCUAUAUUCUUAAUGCAACAUUUCAGACAGGUGGAACAUGUGCAGGUCGUUUAUUCAAAGUAUGUCAGAAGAAGUCUCAUAUUCGCUUACAGUAUGAUAACUGCCAUUUGACUGCUAAAAAUUAUGAAGACUUCAAGUGUAUAAGUAUGAUAGAAAGCAAGUACUGGGAAAAGAUUAUCUUGUUACAGAGAUAUAAUGAUUUAAAUGACACAGUGUGUAUAAUUCUGUCAGAUGUAGAACCUGGGCGCGUGCUUUUAUUGCCGUCAGGAGAAUGUGACCAGUUCACGCGGACAUAUGUCAAUGUUGGACUCCGGCGGCCUUCACUUGACAUGAUUGUUACACCUGAGAUCCAGUCAUGUAGAUCUGUUGAAACAACUACAGCUACUGCUGUCGUGCAUAAAUUAGCUACAUCUCAGACUCCUCUUGAACCAAUGAAAGACGCUUAUGUGGGUGGGCGUUCAAGUGAAUAUUUCUCAAACAAAAGUGCUAAAACAACUCAUAAACACCGUCAUCAAAAUCAUAAGACAACAACACCGUCCUUCCCUUAUAAAGUUGUACAGAAUGAUGACCCAGAUAAAGCCAUAAAUACAUUAGUAUCAUCAUCGUCAUCAUAUACAUUCAGUGCUCAUACAUUUUUUCUUACCUUUUCUAUAUAUUUUAUUUUACAAUUUAUAUAUUAUGUAUUCUUUGAAUAAGUUUUUCUUUUUUUACUUAUUAAUCUUAUAUAUACAGCUUGUCAAUAAACUAUUUUGCUACAGACGUGUUUUGCUGCU